AUGAACAUGUUCACAAGACUCAUUCUGGGACUCGUCAUUUUUGAUGCUGCUAUAACCGCCCCAACUCUGGAAACCAUCAAUUAUGACUCAGAAACCUACGAUACCACCAUGGAAGACAUGGAUGAUUUAUACAACUAUAGAAACAUACCUAUUUACCACACUAAGGUUGAAAUAGCUACGGUGAUGCCUUUAGGAAACAGAGAGCUCCUUACCCCGCCCCCUUUGUCCGAGGAGGCCGAAGAUGGAGAGGAGGAGUCCACCCCGAGGUUGAUUGAUGGUUCUUCCCCUCAGGAGCCCGAAUUCACUGGGGUUCUAGGCCCUCACACCAGCGAAGACUUUCCAACCUGUCUUCUGUGUACUUGUAUCAGUACCACCAUCUACUGUGAUGACCAUGAACUUGAUGCCAUCCCUCCACUACCAAAGAGCACUGCUUAUUUCUAUUCCCGCUUUAACAAAAUUAAGAAGAUUAACAAAAAUGACUUUGCAAGCCUAAAUGAUUUAAAAAGGAUUGAUUUAACUUCAAAUCUAAUAUCUGAGAUUGAUGAGGAUGCUUUUAGAAAGCUACCCCAGCUUCGGGAGCUUGUCUUGCGUGACAACAAAAUAAGACAGCUCCCAGAAUUGCCAACCACUUUGAUGUUUAUUGAUAUUAGCAACAAUAGACUGGGGAGAAAAGGAAUCAAGCAAGAAGCUUUUAAAGACAUGUAUGAUCUCCAUCACCUCUACCUCACUGAUAACAACUUGGAUCAUAUCCCUUUGCCACUCCCAGAAAACCUCCGAGCCCUUCACCUCCAGAACAACAACAUUCUAGAGAUGCAUGAAGAUACUUUCUGCAAUGUGAAAAAUCUGACCUAUAUUCGCAAGGCUCUAGAGGACAUCAGACUGGAUGGAAAUCCUAUUAACCUCAGUAAAACUCCCCAAGCAUACAUGUGCCUACCCCGUUUGCCUAUUGGAAGUUUAAUCUAAUUUUAGAUAAUGCUAAGUCUAAUAUUGGCUAUUCUAGAAAAAUAUUUUUUAUUUCUCCUUUCAAAAACCAAUUAGCUACUUUUAAAAUGUCUGCAUAAUAGAAGUAUACAAAAUGUGACUACAAUGUUUAAGAUGUGGCAAUUUAGAAAACAUCAGGUGAAUAAAGAAUAAACCAAAAU
Messenger RNA from Suncus etruscus (white-toothed pygmy shrew), 1142 nucleotides. RefSeq names its product epiphycan (gene EPYC). Gene Ontology annotation, molecular function: protein binding. The transcript is spliced from 6 exons. The record is from RefSeq and is a predicted model, not a curated record. Lineage: Eukaryota; Metazoa; Chordata; Mammalia; Eulipotyphla; Soricidae. Bases 1 to 963 code for a protein of 320 amino acids.